Molecule: messenger RNA, 613 nt
Organism: Daphnia magna
Lineage: Eukaryota; Metazoa; Arthropoda; Branchiopoda; Diplostraca; Daphniidae
Exons: 2
Coding region: 122-406 (94 amino acids)
Source: RefSeq, a predicted model, not a curated record
UUUCUUUCCUUCCUCCCCAAUUUGUUUUUCCUAGUUUCACUCGGGUAUAUAAGCCAACCGUUCAAGUCCUAAAAUCAUCCAGUCUUCAUCCGACGACAUCUACUACAACUACAAUCCAACAAUGGCUUCUAUGAAAUUGUUCGUUCUCUUGGCUGUCGUUGUCGCCAUGGUCGCUGCUUAUCCGCAGGGUUACGAUGCUCCUUACGAGGCCGCUCCAUCAUCCGGCUACGCUGCUCCUGCCUACAAAGGUGGUGCAGGAUACGCUAACGGUCGUGUCAAGAUGCAAGUCUACCGUGGUCCCAGCAAGGGUUACGAAGGCAAGGGAGGUUAUGGCGGUGACUACGGUUUCGCUCCAUGGGGAUUCUACGUCACACAGCCCGAAGACAACAAAGCUUACGGUUAUUAAGGAACUCGACUAAAACAUCAAAAACGAUAACAGCUUUUUGAGUUUACCAUCUGAUUCGAACGGCACAAUGAAAACCACGCGUGCGGCUGGACCACUCCGCGCUCAUCUGACCAUUUGAUUUUGUCAUCCAUUUCAUCUGACAUUGUUAUUAUUAUUUCUCGUUUUUAUUGCGUUCCAAUUUCGCAAUAAACAAAUCAUUCACUCAUA